AUGCCCAAUCAACCUUACUAUAUAUUUCAACAAACUAUAAACCACUUAUCAUAUGACACAAUUGGAACAUUUGAACAAAGAUAUAGUGUUAAUAAAAAAUUUUUAGCAUCGAAUGGGAAACCUAAAGCAGUUUUUUUUCUCGUAAGUGGGGAGGGACCACUCAGCUCAGAGAUUGUAAACCACAAUCCAUUUGUAAAUAUUGCAAACGAAACCAAUGCUUUAAUAGUGGCUUUAGAAUUGCGUUAUUAUGGCGAAAGUAUGCCUUUUCCAAAUAUGAAUAAUAGCAAUAUGGCAUAUUUAACAACCGACCAAAUAUUAGAAGAUUUAGCAAAUUUUCAAGUAUACUUUACAAAUAAAUAUCAACUUGGUGAUAUCAAGUGGAUUAUAAUGGGUUGCUCUUAUGCAGGCACAAUCUCUGCAUGGUAUCGUUUAAAAUAUCCUCAUCUCGUAACAGCCGCUAUUGCUUCAUCAUCUCCAUUCCGUGCAGAACUAAGAUUCACAGAAUAUGACGUUAAAGUAAGACAAAACCUUGGAGCCCCUUGCAGUAAAGCAUUCAAAAAUUUAUUUGCCUACAUUGAACACUUGAUGCUUAAAAACAACAGCUAUGUUAAAUCAAAAUUCACCUGUGAAAGACAAUUGGACGACCGUAUGUUUUUAUAUUUACUAUCAGAAGCUUUGACCUACUCAGUACAAUAUGACGCAAGAUUUAAAAUAAUUUCAAGUUUUUGUCCAAAAUUUGUAAAGUUUACAAAUAGUAGUGAUGAUUUAUUAGAUAUGUUUUCUGCAUAUGUAAAGAAUAUGUUUUUAUUUCAAAAUGUAUCCUGUGAUGCCUAUAAUCUUUAUGAGUUUGCAAGUAACGAUAUUGACUACUCUGGUACAAGAUCGUGGACUUGGCAAUUAUGUAGAGAAUACGGUUGGUUUAUGGUUCCUUCUGGCCCUGAAUCAUUCAAACCACAACAAUUAGGUGAGUGUUGGUGGCAAAAUGAUGUUUGCAAAACAUUGUACGGAAGAGCCAUGAGACCCACUGUAGAUAGAAUCAAUAUGGUAUAUGGCUCCACCAAUUUUAAAUAUAUAAGUAAUGUUUUAUUUACCAAUUGCGGAAAUGACCCUUGGAGUACCCUAUCGAUUGACCCAAAUUUAGUAUUACCAUUCUCCCAACAAAUAUAUAUACCUGGUGAAUCACAUUGCGCAAAUUGGUUGUCAGAACAACCAAAUGAUUCAUUAGAAUUAAAAAAUGCAAGAUCCUUAGCCAAUUCCUUUUUAAGACAAUUUAUAAAACCGGACUGUGAUGAAGGUGAAUGUGGUGUUAAAAAUGGAUUAUGCAUUGCUAAAAAACUUACAGAUUUAACAGCAACCUCUGUAUGUAUAUCGAAUGGAAAAAUACAAAUUACCAAUCAAAUCAAGAACCAAUUAAAUCUAAUGAAAGAAUCUAAUAGUUCAAUAUCGAAUUUAAACAGUACCCAUACUAAUAAUACAAGUGGUGAUGACGAUGAUGACCAAAACAUUGACCUGGAUGAUGAAGUAUCCACUAAUGAAAUUUGCUCCAGCUCUAGCUCCCUAUCCUCCAAUUCCCCUUCUAAAUCUUUUUAUUUAACGUUAACUUUAUUAUUUUUAUCCACAAUAUCGACAUUAUUAAUUAUUUAA
This is a messenger RNA of Dictyostelium purpureum, 1644 nucleotides long. RefSeq lists its product as uncharacterized. Gene Ontology annotation, biological process: proteolysis. The coding region runs from base 1 to 1644 and encodes 547 amino acids. NCBI's taxonomy places the organism in Eukaryota, Evosea, Eumycetozoa, Dictyosteliales, Dictyosteliaceae. The transcript has 3 exons. Gene Ontology annotation, molecular function: dipeptidyl-peptidase activity; serine-type exopeptidase activity. The record is from RefSeq and is a predicted model, not a curated record.